AUGACAUUGCUAACACAGCCCGACACAGAGCAGUCUUCUCCUGUAUCCACUAGAGGAGGGCGCAUCCGCUCGAUAUUACGGAAACCAGCGUCGAACCUCGCCCUACGGAUCUCAGACCUGGAUCGAUACCGCCUCAAUAUGUGGGAAGUCAGCUGGGCGGCUCCCAAAGAGUCGAGAAAGGAACAUCGCGAGAACAAGGAGUCUGCUUCCAAGAGUGCGUCGCAGACAGGGCGAUCGUUGUUUGGUCGGGGAUCAUCUUCAUCGUCAAACGAGGUACCAAUAUUCAGCAACCUUUACAAGAGGAGGAAUCUUGAAACGACCUCACCGACUGCGUCAAAUUCUACUUCUUCAUCAAAGGCUUGUGCGACGACAGCGAGCAAUUAUGAGCUUGACUCGGAUAGACUUUCCGUAUUUUCCGCAGUCAGCGAGCAAACAACGGUGCAUAUUUCGCACCUCGUCGAUCUCAAUAAUAGAAGAAAUGGUCAAUUAAUAGACACCACUCGACCUUCGCCAGAUUCAUACGACCGCAACGACCCGCACGACGACCCUCCUUCACCGACACUGACGACAUCCUCUACGCCAUGGGAUACGGAUACACUAGAAAACGUCUUGUUACGUCCAUGGCCGCUUAUUCAAACUCUCAGCGAUGACUCUUUCGUCGCCCGAAGCACAGAAGCGUGUUCAAUACCACGCACGUCGUGUGACAUUCCAUAUCUCAUCAACUGCGGAGUGACGAUUGUGGCGACUUCGAGCGUCAAGUCCAAGUCACGCGGCCGAUCAUCAAGUAACAAAUCACAACCACCGCCUCAACCUCCCCGUCCACACAGUAGCCGCUCGUACACCCCGAUGCACAAAACACCACGACGCAUGGCGUCUUACAACAACUCGCUGAGAGCCGAAGCAAUUGACGGCUGGAAACCCCCCAAUGAGUGGCACUGCACGCCUACAGAGCCGUCAUUCCAAUUUCCCGACAAUGUAGAGUCGCCGGAACCUGACAUACCAAAGGAACUGAAUGAGAUGCAGCUCGGUGUUAAGCGUUUAGCCAGAGAAGACAAUAAGGUCAGGUUGUUACGAUUGACCGAGUCGCAUGACGUGAACGGAUCUCCAAGCUCCAGUCAAGACUUGGAGAUUGAGAAGAUGCAGUGGAUGUUGUCCGCACUAUACAACAUGGACGGCCCCAAUUACCCUGACAUCAGUGAUGAGAAUACGGAGUGUGAACCUUCCGAUCCACCAAAGAAGGUACUCGCUCUUUAUGAAACGCCCGCUGUUACUUCGUAUCUGGCCGCCGUCAACCACAGUAAACAGGUGUAUCAUCUAUCAGCAGCACCUCUAUCUCCCAUAGCAUUUCCAAACAUCCAUCCAGUCCUUUCACCAGUACGAUCACCCUCGGCCUUCCCUGUCGCACCAUCCACCAUCGAAUCCGUCCAUUCUUUACGGCUGCCUUUGGUCAUGGCAUCACAAGAAAUUCCUGCUCUGUUGAAAAACAUACACAGGUGUCUCGAGCCAGGGGGUUCACUGUAUCUCACCAUCAUCGACCCACUCCCUCUAACUAGCACUCUUGGCCCAUUACUCCGAUCAUGGAUCGAAGACCAUCUACUGUUCAACCUCGAAGCAAGUUUCCGGUGUACCAACCCUAGCAAAGUUUUGCCCCUGUGGCUGAAGAGUGCAUCGCUACUCGUCGAUCCCAAUUUGGUUGAAACACGUCAAUUCUACGCCAUUCCGCUUGACGAUAGCCAGUUACAGUAUGUACGAGAUGGGCAUGAGUCAGAAGAUGGGCUGAGGCAGGAGCUUCGCAACACUGUGGGCAGAAUGCUCUGGAUGGAGAUCUGGAGAGAAUACAUCAUUGCUGAUAGCUGGUGGUGGGAUGACCCGGAUAUUCUCCACGAGUGUACACAGCUGCAGACGACGUGGGAAUGGCGCCUGAUUGAGGCUGUAAAAGAUAGUUAA
Fusarium venenatum is the source of this 1947-nucleotide messenger RNA. RefSeq lists its product as uncharacterized. The record is from RefSeq and is a predicted model, not a curated record. Lineage: Eukaryota; Fungi; Ascomycota; Sordariomycetes; Hypocreales; Nectriaceae.